Messenger RNA from Chiloscyllium plagiosum (whitespotted bambooshark), 2213 nucleotides. RefSeq names its product O-acyltransferase like (gene oacyl). Lineage: Eukaryota; Metazoa; Chordata; Chondrichthyes; Orectolobiformes; Hemiscylliidae. Gene Ontology annotation, molecular function: acyltransferase activity, transferring groups other than amino-acyl groups. The record is from RefSeq and is a predicted model, not a curated record.
UUUAACACACCAGCAAAAUGCUGAGGGUCUGGAUGUUGCUUGUUCUGUCCCUGCCCCAGUUUAGAAUGUUUGAGAGAAAUUUAUCUUCAAAAUGCCUGGAAGAUACCAACGAGUUUCUAGAGGACCUCCAGUCUGAAACGCCCCAAAUGUAUGCCUUAUUAAUGUAUGAUUCUAUUGGAAAAGAUGGCAGCAAUAUUCUACAUGGAAACAUUGAUCAACUGGGGUCCUACAGUGAAUGUACCUCAGCUCAAAGUCCUUCUGGAAAGUUUAGUGGACAAUAUUGUAAAUUGACAAUUCAACAGGGCAAGAUUGACUAUAAUGUUGCUAUUUGUGUGCCCAGUUCUUGUAAGAACGAAGACAUAAUGAUGCUUGAAUGGCUUGGUUUGUUCAAGUACAAGAACACGUCUUUCAUAUCUCCUUCUCCAAUAUUAUUAUUCCUUGCAAAUAACAACAUAUACAGAGUGAAAAGUGUGUAUUGCCAAAAUAAUGUUCCUAACAUUGAUGUCUUUGUUGGCAUUUGUAUGUUUGUUGUUGUUCUUUUCAUUAUCAUGACGAUAUCUGGGACAAUGUUUAUUACAAUGAAAGAGUGGAAGACCAAAUCAGCUGGUAACAAGCUGAAGGAUAGUUUAAGUUCAGCUCACAAGCACUAUGGGACAGUUUCAUUUCAUAAAAUAAAUGGUCAGCAAUUGCAAGUAAGUACCCCAAAAUCCAAGCUUGAAUCACCAGGACAAAAUCCAAUGGAAACAACAGAAAACAGCAAUGGAGUAGAUAAACGGAUCUGGGAAUGCUCCUGUGCAGCUGAAUGUGCCACCACCACCACCACUGCUGAUAUCAUCAACUGGAUACUAUCAAGCUUUGCCAUACAAAACAGUGUCCCUGCCCUGUUAUCCACUAAGAACACCAUGAGAUCAUAUUCAGUAAUAAACGGGAUCCGAGUUUUGAGUUUACUGUGGAUAAUUUCAGGGCACGUCUGCCAUUUCACUCUGUUUAAUAAUCUAGACAAUCCUGUACAGUGGUUGGUGUCUGUCCCAAACAAUGCCCUUUAUAUUUUUUCUCUGGGCGGUCCAUUCUAUUUGACAGUGGAUAGUUUGUUCCUGAUUAGUGGUUUGCUGAGUGCAAGAACACUAUUAAAUAUGCAUCAUCAACCUGAGCAAGGUCUGACCUUCAAAAUUCUAAAGGACUAUGUUAUUAGGAGAUUACAGAGAAUUCUGCCACUAUAUAUAUACAUGAUGUGCUUAUAUGUUGGAAUGUAUUCACUUAUUCCCUGGAAGUCUUUUGGAGAAAAUGCAAAAUCCCAGUUGGAUAACUGCAAGAGAUCUUGGUGGACAAACAUGUUGUUUCUUAACAACUUUGUUAUGAUUGAGCAACGUUGCAUGGGUUGGACAUGGUACCUUGCAAAUGACUUCCAGUUUUACAUCACAACACCAGUUUUCAUCUUUCUUCUUUACAAGAAUAGGUUGUUAAUGAUUGCCCUUGCAGGAUUUCUGUUGUUGACUUGUUUCAUUGUCACUGCUUUGAUAUCCUGGUUCUUCAAACUGCCAAUAGGACUUCACUUUGAUUCCAGACUGCUUACAUAUGGGGUUUACAACAUACAAUACUACGUAAAGCCUUAUUGCCGCUAUGGUCCAUUUUUAAUUGGAAUUAUGUUGGGCAUUUUAUUGCAUCACAGAGAAACAUCUUUGCUGAAAACCAAGGCUUCUGUUGUUGGUGGUUGGCUGUGCUGUCUGGGCACUAUGAUUGCUGUGAUAGCAUUAGGCUAUGCUCUAGAUGAUUCAACUGAAACCUACUCUGUUCUUCCUGUGCUGUAUCAGGCACUACACAGAUCUGCAUGGGCUGCUGCGGUUGGAUGGAUCAUACUUGCAUGUGAAGAAGGAUAUGGAGGUUUUAUUCAAAGUUUGUUAUCCAGCAAGCUAUGGAUCCCACUCGCCAAUCUCAGUUAUGCCUGUUUUCUCAUACAUCCUGCUGUCAUAAGUAUUUAUAAUGGGCUUCAGGAGACACUCCUGCAUUAUACAGACAUCAACAUGCUUUACCUCUUCAUAGGUCACACAAUUCUGGCACACAUUCUAGGACUGCUGCUGUGCAUACUCAUUGAAAAUCCUCUUCAACUGUUAAGAAAAUACUUCUGAUUAUGCAAUUCUAGAGAGCUCCAAUCACACCUUCAAUAUAUUCUCACCUGAAGAUCCAACAUUUUGAUUUUGUCUUCAAGAUUAUAA